AUGGAUGAUUACAUAACUGCAUCUAUCUUUUACUGCAUGGUUACCGUAGAUUUUCAUCAUAUACGUGGCCCUGAAAUCGAGCAUGUAUUUCCGCAAUCAAUAGAAUUACCAAAGGAAUGGUCCAUACUGCCCUUUUUAUGUUUGCCUGAUGGCGCUCACAUGCAAGAGAAAGAUUUUGUAUACUUCACUUUACCAUACCCUAAUCCACAGCACUCGACAGCCUUUGGGCUGGCUUGUAGUCGCCAGCUAAGCAUUGAUCAUGUAAAAAACCUUCCUUCGGAUGUAACUCGGCCUAGCAUUCAAAAGGCUGUUGUGCUCAUAUGUUCCACACCUCAAUUCGGCCACAUCAAAGACAACUUGGAAAUCGUGACCGAUGCCUACUUUUCUCAAAACGAUUUUUCUGAUUUGACCAUUCUUCAUGAUUUUUACAAGAGCUUAGUCAACAAAGGUCCUCAAUUACAAGUAUCGCUAGGAGUUAAUAGUAAAGAUGUUUUUUUAUGUUGGAAGCAAAAUACCCUAGUGUUGUUGAAACUUGUUCUUUUAGGUAAAAAAGUCCUUGUCUAUGAUCGAGUUGCUGAACGGUUGGGUAAUUUACAAUACUCUCUCUUAUCAUUGAUUCCAAAUAUGCUUUUGAGUCUACAUGACUCUGCUGAUCCGUCAUCAAACUAUCUCAAAUCGACUUUGUCUAAGCCGUCUUCUUUAAAAACAAGUGACAAAGAUUCCUUGAUGGCUUACCUUGGUUUUCCGUUACUACUUUUUGGAGAGAAGAGUAUGUUUUCUCCUUAUACACCUCUACAACAAGUUCACGUUUUGGAAUCGAGUUCUACGAAAAGCUGGCUUGCUGGAUCUACAAACACUCUCAUUAUGCUGAAUCAAAACAGGAUGGCUGACGUUGUGGUUCGGGCAGAUACAGGAGAAAUUUGUUACAAAGAUAAUUCGAUCAAGUCUAUCGUCAAUCUCACAAGAGCCGAUAAAAGAUGGACGGAUGAUAUCCUAUCAGUAAUUUCUACUCAUGAAGAGAAAUCCUUACCGGAAUACGAAGGAAGCAAUGAAUGGCUACGGGCCCGAUUUGAAGCAUACAUAUUUGGAUUUUUAUCUACCGUUAAAUACUACUCUUUUCUCCAUUCUAGAGAUGAAGGUGAGCUGCAGAAAUAUAAUUCUCUACCUUCCACUGACUGUAUAUCCGACUAUGGGCAACCCUUUUUGGAUGAAUGGAUGAAAACGGCAACAUAUAGUGCGUGGAACCCUAUUGCCGAUGACGAUAUGUUUGAUGUCGUAUUGGCACAGCAUCCGUACUGUCAAACUCGUCCACAGAAACUUUCGACGAGACUUUCUGGAUUUUUGUCAUCUAUUCGCAACUCUCAAAUAAAUAAGAGUUCUACUAUAGAAACUCCCGAUACUUCAUCAUCUACCUCUUCCCACCAUCAUUAA
Schizosaccharomyces osmophilus is the source of this 1431-nucleotide messenger RNA. It is a transcript of the gene avl9, whose product is annotated as post-Golgi vesicle-mediated transport protein Avl9. NCBI's taxonomy places the organism in Eukaryota, Fungi, Ascomycota, Schizosaccharomycetes, Schizosaccharomycetales, Schizosaccharomycetaceae. Bases 1 to 1431 code for a protein of 476 amino acids. The transcript has 4 exons. The record is from RefSeq and is a predicted model, not a curated record. Gene Ontology annotation, cellular component: cytoplasm.